AACAAUUGCAUGCCGAUAAAAUAAUAAGUGAUACCGAAAGAGAGCUUUUGAUUAGAGUGAAAUAUGCUCAUGCGGUUCAGUCGAGAUCCAAAGUUUGCGCAGAAUGCUUCUGAAUAUUUUAGCUAUAAUUCUUGUAUUCGUAAUUUCAAGCCAAUCGGAGGCAGUUAUUCCUGGAUGUGAUUACUUCGACACCGUGGAUAUAUCUCAUAUCCCAAAGCUAAAUGACUCCUAUGCGUACGAGGAGCUAAUCAUUCCUGCUCAUCUCACGGGUCUAUAUACAUUUAGGCAACUGGCGGAUGGAUCACAGGAGCCAGUGAAGAGUCACUUAAGAGCAUGUAUCUGCAAACUAAAACCUUGUAUCCGAUUCUGCUGCCCCCGCAACAAAAUGAUGCCGAAUAGUCGCUGUAGCGAUGGACUCACAGAGAAUCUGAAGCGGAUCAAUCCCUACUUGAAGAUCACACUGGAGGAUGGAACUAUAGGAAAAUAUUACCUUCUCACCGACAUGAUCGUCUUAAGAUAUGAGUUUCGGUAUUGCGAGAAGGUUGUUUCGGUACAGGAGGAUCAGUACAAGCUAUAUGAGAAUGGCAGCUUUAUGAUUAAACCCGAUGUAAACUGGACAUUGAGCAAGCAGUGGUACUGCCUCCAUCCCCGUUUGGAAGAUCCGAAUUCCAUAUGGAUACUGGAACAUGUAUAUAUACCGAAGUCAAUGCCAGCCGUACCUCAGGUCGGUACUAUUUCCAUGGUUGGUUGUAUUCUCACGAUUGCAGUGUAUCUCUACAUAAAGAAACUGCGAAAUUUGCUUGGAAAAUGUUUCAUUUGCUAUGUAUUUUGUAAGUUUGUGCAGUACCUUAUCUGGGCAGGAGGAGAUUUGAACUUGUGGAAUAAUAUUUGCUCCCUAGCAGGUUACACUAACUAUUUCUUUGCUUUGGCUUCUCACUUUUGGCUCUCUGUUAUGAGUCAUCAAAUAUGGAAAAACUUGAGGUUAAUCAAUCGGGAUGAACGUAGCUAUCACUUUCUCAUCUACAACAUCUACGGUUGGGGCACACCUGCUAUCAUGACGGCAAUUACAUAUCUGGUGGAUUGGGCCUGGGAGGAUAGACCUGACAAACUGAAUUGGAUUCCCGGUGUUGGCUUAUAUCGAUGCUGGAUAAACACCUAUGACUGGUCUGCUAUGAUAUACCUAUAUGGACCGAUGCUGAUCUUGAGUUUAUUCAAUGUGGUCACGUUUAUCCUGACAGUAAAUCACAUAAUGAAGAUUAAGAGUAGCGUUAAGAGUUCUACCCAACAGCAGCGAAAGUGUAUACAGAAUAAUGAUUUUCUAUUAUACCUACGACUGUCGGUGAUGAUGGGCGUGACUGGGAUUUCUGAGGUAAUAACUUACUUCGUCAAGCGGCACAAAUUUUGGCGACAAGUCCUUCGGGUGCCAAAUUUUUUCCAUUUGGGUUCCGGUAUAGUCGUAUUUGUGCUAUUUAUUCUUAAGCGCAGCACAUUUCAAAUGAUAAUGGAGAGAAUCAGCGGUCCGAGGAGACAACAACCUGCAUCUUGAUCAACCUACUAGUUUAAAUAAAUGCAAAUUAUAGAUAAGUGAGCUCUUUUUUUUUAUAAGUUUAGUAUAGAGCAG
Drosophila melanogaster (fruit fly) is the source of this 1621-nucleotide messenger RNA. RefSeq names its product methuselah-like 6 (gene mthl6). The record is from RefSeq and is marked reviewed. Gene Ontology annotation, molecular function: transmembrane signaling receptor activity; G protein-coupled receptor activity. The transcript has 7 exons. Gene Ontology annotation, cellular component: plasma membrane; membrane. Lineage: Eukaryota; Metazoa; Arthropoda; Insecta; Diptera; Drosophilidae. Gene Ontology annotation, biological process: cell surface receptor signaling pathway; determination of adult lifespan; G protein-coupled receptor signaling pathway. The coding region runs from base 104 to 1546 and encodes 480 amino acids.